Teleopsis dalmanni is the source of this 1414-nucleotide messenger RNA. RefSeq names its product casein kinase II subunit alpha (gene CkIIalpha). Gene Ontology annotation, molecular function: ATP binding; protein serine/threonine kinase activity. Gene Ontology annotation, cellular component: nucleus; protein kinase CK2 complex; cytosol. Gene Ontology annotation, biological process: protein phosphorylation. Bases 226 to 1236 code for a protein of 336 amino acids. The transcript is spliced from 2 exons. The record is from RefSeq and is a predicted model, not a curated record. Lineage: Eukaryota; Metazoa; Arthropoda; Insecta; Diptera; Diopsidae.
AUAUAUAUUUGUCUACCUGUAAUAUUGGCACGAUUUUAAGAUGUUAAAUGUAAACUCAAUUUUCUAGCAGACAGUCAAAGCAGAAAAUAAAUUAAUUAGUUUAAAAGUGUGAUUAAUGUUAGAUCAGUAAAAAAAUAUAUUUUGAGGAAAAAAGUUCACAUUGCUUUUAAAGCCGGGCGAUUCCGUUUAAAAUUUACGCUUUUCAACUGUUUUAUUGUGUCUAUCAUGACAUUACCUAGUGCUGCUCGCGUCUAUACUGACGUUAAUGCACAUAAACCGGACGAAUAUUGGGACUACGAAAAUUAUGUUGUUGAUUGGGCUAAUCAGGAUGAUUACCAACUGGUUCGCAAACUGGGACGUGGCAAAUAUUCGGAAGUGUUUGAAGCUAUUAAUAUAACAACUACUGAAAAAUGUGUCGUAAAAAUUUUAAAGCCUGUUAAAAAGAAAAAAAUCAAGCGUGAAAUAAAAAUACUGGAGAAUUUACGUGGAGGAACUAAUAUUAUUACAUUAUUAGCAGUUGUAAAAGAUCCUGUUUCGCGUACUCCUGCCCUUAUAUUUGAGCAUGUCAACAAUACAGAUUUCAAGCAGCUCUAUCAAACGUUAACCGACUAUGAAAUUCGUUACUAUCUGUUUGAGCUACUUAAGGCGCUUGACUACUGCCACAGUAUGGGUAUAAUGCAUCGCGACGUAAAGCCGCAUAAUGUUAUGAUUGAUCAUGAGAACAGGAAACUUCGUCUAAUUGAUUGGGGAUUAGCAGAAUUUUAUCAUCCGGGACAAGAAUAUAAUGUACGUGUUGCUUCUCGUUAUUUUAAAGGUCCAGAACUUUUGGUCGACUACCAAAUGUACGACUAUUCAUUAGAUAUGUGGUCCUUAGGUUGUAUGUUGGCGUCAAUGAUUUUUCGAAAAGAGCCUUUCUUCCAUGGUCACGACAAUUAUGAUCAGCUUGUACGAAUUGCUAAAGUGCUGGGCACUGAAGAACUGUACGCUUAUUUAGAUAAGUACAACAUUGAUUUGGAUCCACGGUUCCAUGACAUGUUACAGCGACAUUCUCGCAAACGAUGGGAGCGAUUUGUACAUUCAGAUAACCAACAUCUUGUUUCACCAGAAGCACUUGACUUUCUGGAUAAACUAUUGCGUUACGAUCAUGUCGAACGACUCACAGCGCGUGAGGCAAUGGCCCAUCCGUAUUUUUUACCUAUUGUAAAUGGACAGAUAAAAUCUAAUAAUCAGCAAUAAGAGUAGGCUUUUGAAAAAUCAAUUAUUCAAUUCACACCUGUGUUGAGAGAGUCACAACUGGAAGAGGUAAUAGAGCUACAAUGAAACAACAAAAGUGAAUGUAUUGAAAUCCGAUAAACAGUGCAGAUACACGUAUACAAUAUAUAUACUUAUAUAUAGACUUAUGUAUAUAUACAUA